Molecule: messenger RNA, 388 nt
Organism: Rotaria sordida
Lineage: Eukaryota; Metazoa; Rotifera; Eurotatoria; Philodinida; Philodinidae
Source: the annotation of a GenBank genome assembly
AUGACGCAAGACGCUUUGGUUGAUGAAAAUGAUAGUAUUAAGAAAAAGUUAUCACCACCUGCAGUACUUUUUCGUACGCUAUCAACAUUAGAACCAGAGGAUUUUCAUUAUCUUAUUCAACAACAAUAUGGAGCUUGUUGGGGAAUAUUUAAAUUUGAAGAUUAUCUUAGUAGCUAUUCUAGUGAGGGUCGACCAUUUCUUUACAUCGAUGAUAAUAUUGAUUUACAUGUUCUACAUCAUUUCAUGAUUAAUGAAUGGAAAUUACAAAAAGCAAACAUAGUCGUACCUAUUCUUAGUUCUAUCACACGUCAUAAACCAUUCAAAAAUCUUAAAAUAGUUGAACCAUUAAAAAAAGGCAUUAGAAAUGUAAGUAAAUUAGAUAUAUAUA